Messenger RNA from Ornithodoros turicata, 1507 nucleotides. RefSeq names its product WW domain-binding protein 4-like. Lineage: Eukaryota; Metazoa; Arthropoda; Arachnida; Ixodida; Argasidae. Gene Ontology annotation, biological process: mRNA splicing, via spliceosome. The record is from RefSeq and is a predicted model, not a curated record. Gene Ontology annotation, molecular function: RNA binding; zinc ion binding; protein binding. The coding region runs from base 146 to 934 and encodes 262 amino acids. The transcript has 8 exons. Gene Ontology annotation, cellular component: precatalytic spliceosome; nucleus.
CAUAGCCGUAUCGUUCAGUAGUCGGUAGUCCGCUGGUGCGCUGUCUGCUGCUUGUGCAAAUAUGAGUGAAAAGGAGUGAAAACAAGCUAAUUUUACGUGAUAUCAAGUUUGCGUUGCCUUCAUAUAGUCACCUAGUUUGUUUGCCAUGGCGGACUUUUGGAAAUCACAGCCCCGGAAGUACUGCGAAGCCUGUAAAUGCUGGUUCGCAGACAACAAAUCGAGCAUCGACUUUCAUGAAAAGGGAAAAAAUCACCAGGCAAAUGUUCAGCGGCGCAUCAGAGAGGUCUCCAAAAAAGGGCAAAAAAUGUGGAAGGCCCAACAAAAGCAUGAAAACAUUAUGGACAAAAUCAAUGAGGCUGCAUUAUAUGCCUACAGCAAAGACGUUGAAAGUUCUGGAUCAGCCGUUGGCAAGAUGCAGCUUCUAGAGGAAGCAAGCAAGCUGAAAGAGCGGAGGGCACAGAAAUUUGAAGAGCAGGCCCAGCGAGAGAGCAUCAAUAUCAAGACAUGGUUUGAGGCCAUGACUACAGAGGGGCAGACAUACUACUGGAACUCAGAGACCGGAACAUCAAGCUGGGAAGUACCUGCAUCGGGGUACAUACCUCUGUCGGAACAGCAUCCAACUGCAGUGCCAGAGGAGAGCACAAAGCCUGAAGAUACAGAAGAAACUUUCGGUCCUCAGCCACGAGGAAAUCCCUACGGAGAGUGGAGGACCGUUGAAACCAAAGCACCUCGUAAAGUGGACUUGCAGCUUCCAUCAAAGCCCGAGGUUGAGGAAGUGACGAUCACUGUCCCCAAGGAUGAGCCCAAGGCAAGGUUCACGGAAAAAAAGGUGGACAGCCUCAGCUUACCUAGCGAUGGGGAGACAACGUUCAAGAAGAGGAAAUUCAUCGGAAGUGGCAAAAGGAACGUCAGGCAGCGAACAGACUCGGACUGAGAGCUGUGCCCGUUUUGACUGAGCUUUGGCAACAACACAAACUUCCUUCGAAGCUGUAGUUGUCAUCAUUGUACAGUAAAUAUCAUUCUCACUUCAAAAUCUUAAAUCACUUUUAUCUUGGUCACACAGCCUCGUGGCCCCCGCAGCAGAAGCUCACAGUUAGGUAAUUGUAAAAACCGAAAUGGGAUGUGAAAGGUUUUUCGUGUUUAUUGCAAAACAUGCAAUGCUCCUCUGGAUAAAAUUUUGCACAUGUGAUCUACACAUAACUCACAGUUAAAUACAUGUCUAAGCUCAGUAUCAGUCAACGACACCUGACCACCGCUUUAAGCAGGGAACACUUGCCAUAAAACAUGCCUAUCCACUUUGCAUGAGUAGCAGCCCUUGGGGGACGGGGGUCCAAAGGUUUUGUGGAUGUGUACUAAUUUACACCCAAUUGCUGCGUAAAUUGUAAAAUUUAGUUUGCAUUGUGAGCUUGCCCUAUUUAUUGUUCACACGUAUCGUCGUGAAUACGACCUUGUAGUUAACAAGCAGUGGCGUGCCUUCAGGUACUCACAUAAAAAUCAUUUUUAUGGG